This is a messenger RNA of Lachancea fermentati, 2454 nucleotides long. NCBI's taxonomy places the organism in Eukaryota, Fungi, Ascomycota, Saccharomycetes, Saccharomycetales, Saccharomycetaceae. The record is from the annotation of a GenBank genome assembly.
AUGGAAAGGAGAAUGAUGCCAAUUCGUAUGGUUCUGCCAUCAUUUGCACCUUUGAAGCGUACUAGGGUAACAAGAUCAUUGAGGUCACUUCAACUAAGGUUUAUUUCUAGUGAGAUUCAGCAGAAAGAUGAACAAGCUGGAGAAUCUAGCACAGCUACCGAUACAGGAGUGAUUCACAAAACUGAGCAGGAAACAUUGAUCUAUUUCGAUAAUGUCUACCCUAGAGCAGCAUCUCUAUGGAGUCCUACUCAAUGGUACAAUUUCCUGUUGACAAAUCAAUCAAGAGAAGCAGUCCGUAGCAAGAUUUUGAGCUUCGCAAGCCCCAAAAGCAACCCUAUUCAUGGCUUAGAGUUGAGAUCGACGAUACCGGUCAAAAGAGAUGGUGGUGUUUUUGCAACUUUUCUCGUUCCCCACACGUAUAGCAAAGCAGAGGUUAACUCAAUGAUUCAAAAAAACACCGCUGAAGAAUCAUCUAAGUCACUGUUAUCCUUCUUUACUAAAGCUGCGGCCUUUCCCGUUAAAGGUUCUCCGUGGAUUGAAGAUUUGCGAAGGCUUCCAAAUACGACUGUUAAAGUUCAAUUUGAAAAUCAAAUACUAACAGAAGAAGAGAUUUAUUCACUAUUCAGGCGUUAUGGUACAAUUAUAGAUAUAUUCCCUCCAAACGGAAACGAAAAAUCUGCAAUAAUCAAGUAUAGGUCCUAUCGCGCUGCAAUAUGUGCGAAAAACUGUGUAUCAGGAAUGGAAGUCCAUAAUAGCACAAUUCAUGUUCAAUAUGAAAAAACUGCUAAGGGACACAUGGUCAAAGAUUUUUUCGUUGAUCAUCCUAGAAUUUCGGUUCCACUUGUAUUCGCUUUGCUUUCUAUUGUUGCUGUUUUGAUCUUCGAUCCUAUAAGAGAGUUCACAAUUAGUCAAAAAAUAACCCACAGGUUCUCUCUGACUCGCGAUAAUUAUCUUGUAAAGGAAUUGUUCAAAUUAACUUCAUCGACUAUGUCCUCUGUAAGAAGUCUACUCGGUUCUGAGGGUGUUAAAACCACAAAGAAACAACUCUGGGAAGAGCGCGUAGAAAAAGUGAACGAUUUGAAAAUGUGGUUGGAAGAGAAUAAUAACACCUUCGUGAUUGUAAGGGGCCCGCGUGGAUCCGGAAAACAUGAGUUAGUAGUCCAGCAUACUCUUCACGACAGACCUAAUGUUUUGUAUCUUGAUUGUGAUAAACUUAUUAAAUCGAGAACAGAUACUAAGUUUUUGAAGAACGCAGCUUCUCAACUAGGAUACUUCCCCAUUUUUCCUUGGGUGAAAUCUUUUACCAAUUUAAUAGACCUAGGAGUGCAGGGUUUGACUGGUCAAAAGACGGGCUUAUCUGAGAGUAAGGAGACACAGUUCAGAAACAUGUUGAGCACUGCUCUAAUGUCCAUUAGACAGAUUGCCCUGAAAGGGUACAAACCAGUCAUUGGCAGCGGAGAAGAUAGAAUAACUGUGAAAGAAGAAGACUAUUUACAACAGCAUCCAGAAAAAAAACCCGUCAUUGUUAUUGAUAGGUUCAAUAAUAAGGCAGAAACUAACGGAUUUGCCUAUAAAGAACUUUCUGAUUGGGCGGCGAUGUUGGUUCAAAUGAAUAUCGCGCAUGUUAUCUUUUUAACCGAAACUGUAUCGCCCAAUCAGCUACUAUCGGAGUCAUUGCCCAACCAAGUUUUCAAGACACUUGUUUUGUCUGACGCUUCCAAGGAAUCCGCAAAAUCCUAUGUUUUAGCUUCUUUAGAGCAAUCGAAUCAAUUAUCUGUGGAUGAAGAAACGUCUCAUCCAAAAGUUGUUGAACUCUCCGAGGAAGUAAAGAAAGAAAUUGAUUUUUGUUUAGAACCUCUAGGUGGUCGUAUGCUCGAUCUUCAGGCUUUUGUAAGACGGGUCAAAUCUGGCGAAAAACCACGAGAAGCUCUGGAAAAAAUGGUGGAACAAGCUUCGGAACAAAUCACUCAAAUUUUUUUAAAUGAGCAUGUAGAUGGAAUCCGAAGUGCCCAAACCUGGGAGCUCAUCCAAUUAUUAAGCAAGGAUGAAAGUGUGUCUUUCGAAGACAUAAUAUUUCGUCCCUUGUUCAAGUCAGCUCCUGAGGCAGGCUUACUAGAGCUAGAAAAAAAUGGAUUAAUCACAGUUUCGAGGGAUCGAGGCGUACUGAAGGAAAUAAGGCCUGCGAAACCCUUAUUUAGGGCAGCAUUCAGCUACCUUUUAAAGAAUCCAGAAAUUUCUACAGUGCUUGAAACUGGUUAUCUCCUGCGUGUAGUAGCUUUUGAAACAGGCAGAAUAAAAAAAUGGGAGGAAGAAUUAAAAUCAUUGGGUAAAGUAAGCGAUCAAAAAAUGUUCAAGAGUAGGCUUGCGUAUUUAGCUGCCAAAAUUGACGCGAGUGUUUCAACAAUUGAAGACUGUGAGUCUCAGAUCAAAAUGCUGGCUGAAAGCUCAAAGUAA